Molecule: messenger RNA, 597 nt
Organism: Drosophila persimilis
Lineage: Eukaryota; Metazoa; Arthropoda; Insecta; Diptera; Drosophilidae
Product: peroxisomal multifunctional enzyme type 2
Exons: 3
Coding region: 106-453 (115 amino acids)
Cellular component (GO): cytosol
Source: RefSeq, a predicted model, not a curated record
GGAACAAGAGAGACAAUAAAACCAACGACUCUGCACGCGUCUGGCUCAUUCUUCUAUUCACGGCCACCGUCCCCGAGAAACUAGCAAAAAAUACUACAACCAAACAUGAGUCUACAGUCGGAUGCCGUUUUCCAGAAAAUCAUCGAUGGCCUGAAGGAGAACGAGGCUAAGGCCAAGGCUGUGAAUGGUGUGUUUGUCUAUAAAAUCACCAAGGAUGGCAAGGUGGCCAAGGAAUGGACUCUGGACUGCAAGAGCGCCAAGGCCUAUGAGGGACCCGCACAGGGCGUCAAAGUGGACACCACCCUGACGGUGGCUGAUGAGGACAUGGUUGAUAUUGCCCUCGGCAAGCUCAAUCCCCAGGCAGCAUUCAUGAAGGGAAAAUUGAAGAUUUCCGGCAACAUCAUGCUCACACAGAAGCUGGCGCCUCUGCUCAAGACCGAUGCCAAGUUGUAAGAGGCAGUUGCAGACAAAGAAGGAGCACCAAGGAGCAGCCGCAUUCCAAGCAGUCACAUUUCUGUAUAUCUAUAUUUUUUUGGCGUAUUUCGUAUUCAUAUGUUUUUGUUUCACCCUCUAAUUAAUGUUAUUUUUGUACGGGAA